AUGACAGAACUCGCUUCUCCACUAUAUAAUGUGUGUGUGUCAGCGUUCCAGGCAUUUCUGGGCCGGUCAGAUGUCAGCCGUGAGCUGGAGGAGGUUCACGCCGAGAGUCGCGCUCAGAACACGCAGCGGACGGCGUCGGUGCUGGAGCUCUUCCGGAAGUGCUCGCUCCGCUGGCAGCUGAUCACGGUGAUCGUCGUCAUGAGCUGCUAUCAGCUCUGCGGACUCAACGCCAUCUGGUAUUACACUAACGGGAUCCUCCAGAAGGCCGGUUUCGAGCCGACGCUGAUCCCGUACAUCACGCUCAGCACCGGUGGCAUCGAGACGCUGGCCGCCGUCAUAUCGGGUUUAGUUAUUGAGAAAGUCGGUCGGAGGCCAUUACUGAUCUUUGGUUUUUCAGCGAUGGCUGUUUUCUUUAGUCUCCUCACAGUCUUCCUGCAUUAUCAGGACAGGUUCUCCUGGAUGCCGUAUCUCAGCUUCACCUCCAUUCUGCUUCUGAUCGCUUCCUUCUGCUCUGGUCCAGGCGGUGUGCCGUUCGUGUUGACGGGGGAGCUGUUUGAACAGUCGUAUCGUCCGGCUGCGUUUAUGAUCGCAGGAACCGUCAACUGGCUCUCAAACUUCGCUGUGGGACUCCUGUUCCCCUUCAUACAGGAGGCGCUGCAGACGUUUACCUUCCUGCUGUUUGUGGUGGUGUGUGUCGCUGGAGCCAUUUAUCUGCUCGUCGUUCUGCCGGAGACCAAAAAUAAGACCUUCAUGGAGAUCAGCCAGAGUUUCUCCAAGAUCAACGGCGUCCCGGAUCAGACUCACGAGCGAGAGAUGAAGGACGCGCUGGACACCGCCGCUGCCAACGGACUCCAAUGUGCCGACGUGGAGAUGGAGAGCUCCUUCUGAAUCAUGCAGGAGCUUUUAAAAUGAUGUACGACUGAUGUUUCCUGUCAGAAAUUAUGAUCAGCUCUUCGUUAUGACUGAAGAACAUUUUCACUCUCAGUGGUUUUGAAUCAGAUGUCUGUAGUUUUACAUGCGUGUGUGUGUGUGCGUGCGUGCGUGCGUGCGUGAGUGAGUGUGUGUGAUUGUGUGUGUGUGU
This is a messenger RNA of Sinocyclocheilus anshuiensis, 1081 nucleotides long. RefSeq names its product solute carrier family 2, facilitated glucose transporter member 9-like. NCBI's taxonomy places the organism in Eukaryota, Metazoa, Chordata, Actinopteri, Cypriniformes, Cyprinidae. Bases 1 to 888 code for a protein of 295 amino acids. Gene Ontology annotation, cellular component: plasma membrane. The transcript is spliced from 7 exons. Gene Ontology annotation, molecular function: D-glucose transmembrane transporter activity. The record is from RefSeq and is a predicted model, not a curated record. Gene Ontology annotation, biological process: dehydroascorbic acid transport.